AUGGUUUCGCACUUAUUUACGGCGAUCACGAGAUCUGAUCUUUCAGCAUUGAGCCUCAUAACUCAAGACAGAAUUUAUAACACACGUCGCGCGUGGGGUAGAGGAAAAUCAUCCAAACAACUAAGAAAAUCACGACACUCGAAAAAGAAUGUGAGAUCGCUUUCUUCAACUAUAACUGAGUACAGACGAGCACACUAA
Clunio marinus is the source of this 198-nucleotide messenger RNA. The record is from the annotation of a GenBank genome assembly. NCBI's taxonomy places the organism in Eukaryota, Metazoa, Arthropoda, Insecta, Diptera, Chironomidae.